CUUGACGUAGAGUCCAUCAACAUUUCAGUCGAGUUGGGUGCACCCUUCUUGCAUGCAGGGGUGAACAGGGACAUCAACAACUGGAGGAGGAGGUUGGUGAGUCUCCUGACCCCAAUGUUGGAUCUAACACUACUCAUGUCCCGGAUAAACGUGUUGCCGCUCCCCCACCUAUGGUUGCUCCUGCUAAUGCUUUAGUUCAUGAGGCACGUGAGUUGGAAGAUGAAGAAGCUGGAUCACAGCCACAACAACCUUAUGUUGGCAUGCGCUUCGACACAUUAGAGGAUGCGAGGGAACACUACAAUCGCUAUGCUUUGAUGGAGGGCUUUUCAAUCAAGUCAAAUACGUCUUACAGGUCGGCCUACACAGAUGUGGUGGAAAAACAGCAAUUCUGCUGUAACAAGUUCCGCAAACCAGUAGAGAGGGUUGGGAUCCCGGAUGUUCCCUCAUCGAGCAAAAACACUACAUAUCCAAGCUCACCUGAACAAGAUGUUGAAGAUGAUGUCGAGGAACACACUUUCAAGAAGAAGAGGAAACGGGAAACUGUGAAGCAAACAAAAUGCCGUGCUAAGAUGGUGGUGAAGCUUAAAGAUGACAGAUGGGAGGUUAUCACUUUUAUUGCAGAUCAUAACCAUCCACUAAUUGAGAAGCCAUCGCUUUCGAAAUACCUCCGUUCUCACCAAGGAAUCCCGCCGGAACAGAAAGAACUACUGACUCACCUAAAUGACUGCAACUUGACAGCAGGAAAAAUGAUGAUGUUAAUGUCAUCAUACUACGGUUCAGAGUUGAUUGUUCCGUACACAGCUAAAGCCAUCCAUAACCACUGUUCGAAGCUCAACGCCCCAACUAAAGACAUUGGCAUUGAAGAAACACUAAACUAAUUUUGCAAGGUGAUGGAAAAUGACCCAGGAUUAUUCUUUAAAUGCAAGACAGAUGCGGAAGGCGGGACAGAAAACUUGUUUUGGGUGGAUGGUGCGGCACGGAAAGCAUACACGGAGGCUUAUCAUGAUUGCGUGUCAUUUGAUGCAACUUACCUCACGAACAUGUACAAUAUGCUGUUUGCCCCCUUCAUUGGAAUCAACAGACAUGGGCAGUCAAUAAUGCUUGGGUGUGGAUUUGUCCGGCAGGAACUAGCCUCAAGUUAUGACUGGUUAUUUGAUGCUUUCCUAGAAGCAAUGGAUGGUUUGGCUCCGGACAACAUCAUCACGGACCAAGAUGUUGCUAUGGCACAAUCUAUCAAGAGGAAGUUCCCGGCAAUGAUUCACCGUUGCUGCGGUUGGCAUAUAAUGAAGAAAGCACAAGAGAAGCUUGGCCCCGUGUUGGCUAGGAACCCGGAUUUGGUAAAAGACUUCAAUGAAUGCAUUGACUUCAGUUUCACCUCGGCUGAGUUUGAAAGGAAACGGGCUGCACUUCAAUGGAAAUAUGAAGGUCUUAUGCAUGGUCACUUUGAGAAACUCUAUGAAGAUCGGGCUACAUGGGUGCCGUGUUACUUCAAAUUCAGGUUCUUCCCUUUCCUUCAGUCAACGCAAUGCAGCGAAGGGUUCAAUGCUGUGUUGAAGCGCUAUGUGAACCCACACAAGUCAAUUCUCAACUUCGUCAAGCAAUAUGAGAAAAUUCAGGUACACAUACUCGUGAGGGAGGACGGGAACGACUACCGGACAAAACAUCUAGAGGCACAAAGAUGGUCGCGUUUCCCCAUUGAGAGGCAUGCCUACAAAGCAUACACUAGGGACAUCUAUGUGAAGUUUAGAACUGAGUUUCAGAUGAUUGGCCAGUACGAUGUGUGUCCCGCUAGAAUCAACUUCUAUUACCUUGAGCCCAAUACAGAAGAAGUCCUAGGGUAUGGCUCGAGGAAGUACCUAGUCACAGUGAGACCAGAGCCAGCUAUCUACGAUUGCGAAUGUUGCAAGUGGCAUAGGGACGGCAUGCUUUGUUGCCAUGUCUUGAAAAUCUUCACACACCUUGGCGUUAAUGAGAUACCUGAACACUACAUCAAGCGCCGCUGGAUGCAACAUGCAGUACCAAGUGCACCACCGCCACCUAACAAGGGCCCUCCGCAUGACUUGCCCGCUGAGUUAGAGAACCAAGUUCGGCAAGUGACUCUGACAAUGGAUUUUGCAAAGCUAGCCAAGAAGGCAAUGACUAGUGAUGAGGCAGCCGCUGUAGUCAGGAGGCACAUGAAAGCAGCAGAUACCGAGGUUACUAAGCUGAAUAAAUUGAGGAAGAAGAGGCUAAAGGCAGCCCGGGAAGCGGCUCGUGCUAGGGAAGCAUCAAACCCUAAUGCCCCAAGUACUUCAAACCAACCUCCUGCCCCCCUUGCUCCUAUGGAUCCACCUCAUUCAGUCACGAAAGGGCGCAGCCGCAGCAAGCGCUUCAAAUCAGCCCUGGAACUACACCCUAAGAAAAAGAACAAGUGCAGCAUUUGUGAAUCAAUCGAUCACACUGCUGCGACGUGCCUAGGGAAGUUGAUGUGAUCGUUACCACAUGAAGGGAAUGACCUCCUGGGCUUGCAAAACUAGCGGAAAGUAAGGAAAAAAAGAGCAAACAGUGUCCUGGUAGAUGAAGCAAUUGAGGUCUGGUUUCUGAGCAAAUGUAGAAGGGAAAUCAAGCAACUGCCAGCUUCAAGAAAAAAGCAAACGAUGAAAUCAUUUGCAUGGACUUGUUUUAAUUUAUGUGUUUUCCUAGCUUUAAAUUCACAAAUUGGAGACUGUGUGGAGGUAGAUGCUUGACAUUUGUGCUUAUAUUCCUUACUCGUAAAACAUGCAAAAACCUAUGGGCGCUUGUGAUUUAUGCAAACAUGUUAUAGGUGGUU
Messenger RNA from Triticum aestivum (bread wheat), 2809 nucleotides. RefSeq names its product protein FAR1-RELATED SEQUENCE 5. The record is from RefSeq and is a predicted model, not a curated record. Lineage: Eukaryota; Viridiplantae; Streptophyta; Magnoliopsida; Poales; Poaceae. The coding region runs from base 891 to 2471 and encodes 526 amino acids. Gene Ontology annotation, biological process: regulation of DNA-templated transcription. Gene Ontology annotation, molecular function: zinc ion binding. The transcript has 2 exons.